Bursaphelenchus okinawaensis is the source of this 1857-nucleotide messenger RNA. The record is from the annotation of a GenBank genome assembly. Lineage: Eukaryota; Metazoa; Nematoda; Chromadorea; Rhabditida; Aphelenchoididae.
AUGAACUACCUACCUCUACUGACUGUUUUCUACAUUCUAUCUACAAUAAUCCCAUCAACAUUAGCCAACCCACCUCUACCAAGUUGUAGCGAGAUACCACGUGUUCUUUGCUGCAUAGAUCGUAUAGCCUUGGCUUGUCCAAGGGGUUGUCGACCUUAUAUUGAAGAGAAGUGUCCGUAUAAGCUUGAGAAGCUCUUUGGUGAGGUUGUAGCAACUACUGAAGCUGGAAAAGCUAGUACAGUAUCUAUUAAGCCGGGAGAAACUAGAAGAACAUCUGAAGCUACUGUAACUCAAAGCGUUUGGGACAAGCUGAAAGAACAUGAACAGCACAAUGAAAAGCUGGAACGUAAUGGAGAACAACAUAAACAUGUUAAAGUUCAGGAUAAACAGCAUCAACAUAGUGAAGAUCAUGACGAAUCUAGUUCAACCUUGAGAACUACUCAAAGCUACAGAAAGCCUAGACCAGUUGAUAGCCAAAAUGACGUCAUCUUAGAUAGCCAACAAGGUCAUAGUAGACUUCAAAAUCAAAGAUCAAAAGCUCAGAUUCAUCAACAACCACAUCAACGUCGAGUAGUUGAUCAUGAUGCUGACAAUGCUCCACGAGCAAUCUCUCAGCCUUCACAAGUCUUUGACUUAAACCCUCAGAAACUGAAGUCUACAGCUCGAGCUCUUCUACCUCCACGAGAUCUAAAUCAACGGGCUGGAGACAUCUUGGCUAGCCCUGGAAGCAACAAUAAAUUGAGUAGUUCUAGAACUUUUACUGGAGAUGGAAACUCUAGAUUAGCUUCUGGAGCUGAGGCUUCAAGGGCUCAAGCAUCUGGAGCACAAGCUUCAAAACCAGAUUUUAGUGCUCAAGGUUCUAGAGCAUCUACAAGUUCUUUAGCUCAACACGACUCACCAUCUCAAAGCAUUUUGACUUCAAGCAAGGCUGUAGAACAUCAACGUACCAAAUCGUCACGUCCCGUUCACAUUCACAACACUUUUGAAGCUGUAGCGCCUCAAAUAUUCAACGACAAGACGCCUGAACAAAUCUCUCGAGCUCAGUUUGUAGGUAGUGAACUACCACAAGAUGGUCCAACCUUAAGUGAUCAAAAUGGUCAGCAAAUCAGUGGCCAAGACAACUAUGGUCAACAUAGUCAACAUAGUCAACUAAUCCCACAACUCAAAAACGUCAUUGACAGCGAACACCAACCUCACUGUGGCACCGACCACGCGACACCACCAUUCGCACCAUGUGUAGAUCGUGACAUAGCAGACGAGCGCUUCUUAUCCUGUUGUAAAGGUCAAAUCCCUUCAUCAUGCCAUUCGUUGUGUACAUACGAACAUAGGGAGAAGUUGGCGGCUAAAAAUUUCAUUAAUGCUAUUCAACAUCAAGGCUGUGACUUGAAAUGGCUCUCGACGAUUUUACAUUGUGCCAAUCGCGCUAAGGAUAACAGGCAUUGUUGUCAGACACUACACUUGGCUAGUCCUGAGCUGGGCGUUGGGGAUCGGUAAGAGUUUUCAAAAAAAACUUUUUUAAAAAAAAAAGUUGCUAAAGUUGCGGUAAAAAAUGCAAAAAAGUUGCUAAAAAUAUUAAUAUCAAGUUGUUAAAAUAAUUCUGAGCUACUAUUCAAAGCAAAUAUUCGUGGUUUGGUAGCUCAGAAUUAUUUGAACAACUGCCAUUUUUAAUUGACAUCACUUCACAAUUUUAAAUUUCAAACUAUAACAACCUAAUUUUUUACUUUUAGAUGCCUCCGAAUGUGUUACAUACCAUCGGACCGUGAGACCAUUGGUCAUGUACAACAACAUGACCUGGUGUGUUUGUCCAAUUGGAAUGUCAUCAUGUACUGUGCUCGUUCUGGGCUUAGGAAUUACUAA